Trypanosoma conorhini is the source of this 1164-nucleotide messenger RNA. RefSeq lists its product as uncharacterized. The transcript has a single exon. The record is from RefSeq and is a predicted model, not a curated record. Bases 1 to 1164 code for a protein of 387 amino acids. NCBI's taxonomy places the organism in Eukaryota, Euglenozoa, Kinetoplastea, Trypanosomatida, Trypanosomatidae.
AUGCUGCUGCUGUUUUCGCAGCUGGUGCUCUACGGUUGCGAGGGCUGUGAUGCUUACGUGCCACGCGUUUUUGUUUUUGUUAGCUUUACGCUUGUUUUUUUUGUUCUUUUAUUCCAUUCUUCCCGUAAAGUCCACAUGCAUUGGGCCUUGACGAGGCACCGCGUUACGUCCCCCGAGCUUCGGCAGACGCUUCACAGGCAUCAGAAGGGCAUUUCUGCUCAAAGCGCGCUGUGGCUCUCUCCGGCGCAGGCACGGGGCUAUUACCGGCUGCACUGCCGUGGGGGCAUCUCCGUCAGGGCCAACCUCCUUGGGGAGCGCAGCAUCUUUUGCCUCAUGGAGUACGCUCCGCGCGAGCGGAAAACGCUUCUGCAGAUGCAGCCGCUUCCAGUGAAGGAUGCGGAAAGGUGGAUGCUGCUGACGACCGGCGCCGCCGGAUCCCCGACCUGGACCCCGGCCACCUUGGACCAGUACGCCCACGCCUCUCUCUUUGCUUCUGGCGAAGACGCCUCUGAAACGGCGUUGCUUGUGGACGCGAGUGUUGCGGUCCCAUCCGUACCAUCGCAGACUGCCUUUCUUUUAAACGCCCAGGAGACAUCCAAUCCCUUUCUCAUUGAUGACACGCUCCAUCACAGCCACUUCCUGACAGGAGCGCCAUUUUCCCACGUCGUGGGAGGCUUGCUUUCUACGGUGUGGUCACAAUUCGGAUACACGUCCUUAAAGUGGCUCCCCGCAAGUGACGUGAACGGCUUCGAGGGCAUCGCAGUGCUACAGGGGCAGGAGCCGCACCGAGUAUUUGAUCUUGAGCCAGUGGACUUGGUUCAUUUGCGCCAGACAUGUAAUGAACAUCAGAAGACAGUUCUGCAUUCCACCCAACGUUGGGCACUUUUGCGUUCGUUAAAAGAGCCUCUCAUACUCUCUGAAGGACGUUGGCUUACGUGGCGCAAGAUGAAUUUGGACGAGGCGCUAAAGACAAAACGCAAUAGAGCAAUGACAGACAUGCUGAAGGCGCCGGAUCGGGUUGCGUCGUCGAACACACGCUCCACAGAGCUGCCGUAUCAGCUUUGGCUCCCCUGUGAUGGCAGUUUUACGUACACGGGCCUGCCCCGACGCCGACAUAUUCUUCACGAAAAGUUUUUCUACAACUCAUCACAACUUGUGGCCUAA